CCGCAUUGACGGUAAACACCAGAAAGGUAACUGGCGCAUGAGCAGCCAGUGGGGACAUUAUACCACAUCGCAUCACAUGCCUUGUAUCUUUUGAAGUGUCGCGGUUGCUCAAAUCUUCGGCGUAUUUUCAAUUGGCGCACUUUUUAUGUCUUGAUACACCGAAAUUUAUAUUAUUUACGAUUCAAGGGACAUCGCUGUAUCAGCUGAUUACAAGACAUGGGUUCGGGUCCCUUCGAGCCCCGUUCUGUCAAAUAUCAGCCAACCAUCACUGAGGAUUUUUCUAUGCUGUAUGGAAUACACAGGCCGGAAUCUACAAUGAAGGGACUAGCGUGAUGUUGAUUUCCCGCAAUUAGGCUAUGUCAAUCAAGGGAAUGGGACCCUCGCUGAGAACCUGUUUCCAACGCUGGACCACCUAGAGAUUCAAAUGUUUUUUAGCUCUUCGUAGCUACAAUUUGGUUUAUUUUUUUUUACCAUUAAAAAAGCAGAAUAUCCAAAACCUAGCACCUGCUUCAUAGCAUCAUUUCUGUUCCUGAAUAACAGCAAACCUACCAGGCCAGAGUAUGCCAUCUGCACCAACUCACAGAAUUCUACGACCCCUUCUGCUCGGCACCUUCUUACUGGGCUGUUUUGUGACUGUGUUUUUGAUGUACAUCAAACCAUCCACUAGUUGGCUGUCAGGCCCUGUUGAAUCUGAAACCUCCACUGCCCGAGUCAAGAGCCUCCUGUCCAACAGAAGCGACCAGAACCAGACCAUAGUGCUUGUCUGGCUAUGGCCAUUUGGCGAGACCUACGACCUGAAUGUCUGCAGCUCCCUCUUCAAUAUUGAGGGCUGCUUCAUAACUGCAGACCGUAACCUAUACAAUAAGUCCGAUGCCGUUGUUAUUCACCACAGGGACAUCAGCGCUGACCUGUCCAACAUACCACCGGCAUAUCGACCUCCUCUCCAGAAAUGGAUCUGGAUGAACCUCGAGUCACCGUCGCAUUCAUCCCAGUUGCCCGGGAUUGAAAACUUGUUCAAUCUGACUCUGAACUAUCGUCAGGAUUCUGAUAUUGAAGUGCCUUAUGGAGCCAUCGUUGCAGCUCAUGGAGACGAAGACUUUGUACCACCGAGCAAGAACAAGCUGAUUUGUUGGAUCGUGAGCAACUGGAACCCAGACCAUGUCAGAGUGAAGUACUACAAUGAGUUGUACAAGCACAUAGAGAUUCACGCAUACGGCCAAGCUUUUGGCGAGUACAUAUCCGACCAGGACUAUUUCCCCACCAUCGCCAGCUGCAAAUUCUAUUUGGCAUUUGAAAACUCCAUUCACAAAGACUAUAUCACAGAGAAGCUGUACAACCCUCUCUCUGUUGGCACGGUGCCAGUGGUUCUGGGCCCACCUAGGGAGAACUAUCAGAAUUUUGUGGAGGGCGAUGCUUUCAUCCACGUCGAUGACUUCUCCUCCCCGAAAGAGCUGGCCGAUUACCUUCUUCUUCUAGACAAAAACGAGGAGCUGUAUCUGAGGUACUUUAACUGGCGCAAACACUUCAAGGUUAAGAAAGCCUACUUCUGGGCCGAACACACAUGCCUUGCCUGCGAUUACAUCAGAAGGCACAAUGAGUACAAGGCAUUUAACAAUCUUGACAAAUGGUAUUGGGCUUAAUCUAGGAUCAGAUAAAUGCAGAUUAUCUGAUGGUCAGUUGAACGAAUGAUAGGCAGGCAACAAGAGCCGGAUAUAAUUCGCUUCAAAUGAGGUACUACCACUAGCCGCAUAGACUGCUCCGUUUUAUUUUUAUAAAAUGGUCCAAAGUAGACAUUAAUUUAUUUUGGUGGUUUUAGUUUACAUCAUCUUCCAUAUUUAUUCAUUUUGGACACAAAGAGCAUAUUUUAUUAAGUGAUAACGUUUGCUACUGUAUUUUUUCUUAAUGCCUUCUUAUUUAACAUAUUUCAUGAGAUAUCCACUUAUCAAAUGUGAUUCAAAAUGGCAUUCCAUGUGCACAUGCUGUAUGACUAUUCAUAACGGGCGAUAAAACAGGUAUUCCAGAGAAAGUAAUAUGUAAUUGUUCAAUAUGAACUAUUUGUAUCUUAUUUAUUUCAUUCUGAUAUUGUGUAGAUGUUAGCAUUUAUCAGUCAUCUAUGCAUUGUUUAUGAUGCUGAAGCCGUGUGUGUAGCCCACCUGCUGUAAAGUGUGUAGUGUCUAUUUUGGGAAAAUCUGCUUUUCACUUUUUCCAUUACCUUGUAAGGAAGUAACUCGAACAGCCUUUGUCAUAUGUGGCAUAAUUUUAUCUGGCUUGGGUCUGCAUAACACCAAUGUAUAUUUCAUCAUUUGAAAUAUUUAAAUGUUGCAUUAUCUCUUGUCAAACAGAUGGUAAUAUGCUGAUUUGUGAGCCCAAGUUUGACAUGCAGAUGGAAGUGUGCAGGACCAUUGUAUCCACACACCUACAAAUCAUCUUUCAGCAAUGACCAUAUGGGCUUGGUGCAUGAGCCAUCCUUGUUUCAAUCGGUCUCUGUUUGUGGGAGUUCAGUGGAAUUUCCACGGAUUAAUGUAGACAAUUUUUCUUUCAUGUAAAUUUAGAUUUAUUGUAGAUGUUAUAUGUUAUGGUUCAGUUAUCGUUCUAUAGUUAUGAACAUUUAUGGUUCUACAAGCAAACUUGUGGUGGGUGGAUUCAUGGAUGGUGAUGAAGGCGGCACACCAAUCCUAGAUAAGCAUAAGCUUAGUAAACUUGUUUUGUGCCAAAGGUUUAAUUUAGGUUUUAACUGAAAGCAUAGGUGCAACCAAUGCAAUGCUGUAUGAAGCACUUACAGAGUAUUGUGAGCAAAAACUUAUAAAACACUGCUCAAUACUCUUCAGAAGGCAAUGACAAAUUUUUCUUGUCAGGGACUUUUGUUCACUUUUACUGCCCAUUAAAAACAAUGUAGAAAGUCAGCCCAGGUGAACAGAGCUAAAACAUCAUUUACAUCCCACCUUUUGAAUGUUUUUUUUUUUCUCUUUGCUGGAACAACAUGCAAGAAAACUCGAAUCUAUUAUGUAGCUGUGCAUCAACUGUAUUAUGGUGUUCAAUUGUCACAGGCUCCUCACUGCAGAAGAUAUUGCAAAAUACCUGUUUUCUUACUUAUCUUUCGUAUUCUAUAUGUGUUGGGUGACUUUUGAAAGAAGCUUAUGCCAUUUUAACCGCUUUUGGGUUUGGUAUAUCUGUACUGUGUUUUUAUUGUUAUCCAAUGUCAAACUUGUGUGAUCAAAUUCUACAUUAACCUUUUUUUUUUUAGAAACACAGAGAUGGUGUUACUUUAAAUGUACUAUACACAGGACAAUUCUUUGAUCAAUCUUUAAUGUUUGUACAAUAAGAAUAAGCUGUGAUCACUCUGUAUGUACUGUAAAUAGCUGUGUGAGGAUGUCUAACCUGUAGCUGUCAAAUACUGUGAGGACAAGUGAACGCAUUAAAAUAUGAUGUAUGAUGUAGGCCAUCAAGAAGGUCCUCUGUCAGAGGACAAGAAGUGGACGAGAAAAAAACUCUGGUGUCUUAAAAGCAGAGCUGACAGCGAACUGGAAAGGGCAUUCUCCGACGUGGCAGUGUUCCUAAGGAAAAUAUGAAUAGUUUGGGGAUUAGGUGUAAUCCCUCUGACACUCUUAGACUGAGACCUUCCACAAAAUAUUCACCUGAGAGCUGACAUGUCCACCUGACUUUGAGUGUGCAGCGGUCGCAUACUGAAUCAGUGUCAGAAGCGACAUGGCAAAAAGAAACAAACUAAAGGGGGUUGGGGGAGACUUUUAUUUAUACAUUUGCAUUCUUCACAAUUAUGUGAAACAGAGGUUGCUUCCUGACUGUAUUCAUGGAAUGCAUUUGUACUGUAUCAUUGUCUCUUUCUGUCACUUUCUCUCUCUCUCUCUCUCUCUCUCGCGCUCUUGUACGCUCUUGCAGUGUUUGCUGUGAGUUCCUGGUUCCCUUUAACAAACAGUCUUUGCAUUUUGAGUAUGUUAGUGCUGCGUGUCUCUGCUGGGUUGUACAUUUAGACUGGUGACACAGAGUAUUUCUCUAUGCAUUAUGGACUCCCAUUUGAAAUGACCUACAUUCCCUAUGUGCAAAAGGACUGGAAGGUGUUUUGAACCAAUCAUUGCAAAAUAUUCUGCCAAAACAUUAUUUGCCAAAUGAUUUACUGUAGACGUCUGUUAGUGUCAUGAAAAUAAAAUGACUAAAUUAAAUUCCACGUGUA
This is a messenger RNA of Electrophorus electricus (electric eel), 4189 nucleotides long. RefSeq names its product fucosyltransferase 9a (gene fut9a). Gene Ontology annotation, molecular function: alpha-(1->3)-fucosyltransferase activity. Gene Ontology annotation, cellular component: membrane. The record is from RefSeq and is a predicted model, not a curated record. NCBI's taxonomy places the organism in Eukaryota, Metazoa, Chordata, Actinopteri, Gymnotiformes, Gymnotidae.